GAGGACCACUCGUUCGAACUCCACAUACGUAAUAUCAAUGAACACUCCAUUGCAAUCAUCUUCCCCCAUUUCGGGGCGUCAAACUCAUACCUCAUUUCAAUUUCUAUCCCACACUCUGGCCGCCGAUCACUGGCAGCUAGCUAGCUACCCGUGUUCGGAUUCAAAGGUGAACUUCUUUGAAUAUGUCUUCUGUGUGGAAAGAUAUGGUGAUAAGGUCGACAGCAAACGAUGUCUGCACAACGAGAUUGAUACUCAAGGAGAAGUUUUCCGAUCAAAUUGGGAUUUUGAGAGCUCAGCCACUCUGCACCCGACGUGGCUCCACUGUCUGCCGUGGAUCAAGAAUUAGGGCUCAUAGAAGAAUGGAGGCACAGGCUAUACUGAGCCCUGUAUCGGACCCCACCCCAGCUACUGAUAAGAAGAGGGUGUUCACUUUUGGCAAGGGAAGGACUGAGGGGAACAAAGGCAUGAAAUCCUUGUUGGGAGGGAAGGGAGCCAAUCUUGCUGAAAUGGCUAGCAUUGGCUUAUCAGUGCCGCCUGGAUUCACCAUUUCCACAGAGGCCUGUCAAGAAUAUCAACAAAAUGGCAAGCACCUACCGCAAGGACUGUGGGAAGAAAUACUAGAAGGUUUAAAAAUAGUGGAGACUGACAUGGGAGCUUUUCUUGGUGAUCCAUCCAAGCCCCUCCUCCUUUCUGUUAGAUCUGGAGCUGCUAUUUCUAUGCCUGGCAUGAUGGACACUGUGUUAAAUCUCGGACUGAACGAUGAAGUCGCAGCUGGUUUGGCUUCAAAAAGUGGAGAGCGGUUUGCCUAUGACUCGUACAGACGCUUCCUGGACAUGUUUGGAGAUGUCGUGUUGGGUAUUUCACACUCAAAGUUCGAAGAAAAACUAGAGAAGAUGAAACAAAGGAAAGGCAUAAAGCUUGAUAUGGAGCUAACAGCUUCUGAUCUGAAAGAGCUGGUUGAAGAGUACAAGGAUGUCUAUGUUCAAGUUAUCGGUGAAAAGUUCCCAUCAGAUCCAAAAAAGCAGCUGGAAUUGGCAAUUAAAGCAGUCUUUGACUCAUGGGACAGUCCGCGUGCCAAAAAGUAUCGUAGCAUUAACAACAUAACUGGUUUGAAGGGAACUGCAGUAAACAUUCAGUCCAUGGUGUUUGGAAAUAUGGGGAACACUUCGGGAACGGGUGUACUUUUUACAAGGAACCCUAGCACUGGAGAAAAGAAGCUCUAUGGAGAGUUUCUAAUUAAUGCCCAGGGAGAAGAUGUUGUUGCUGGAAUCAGAACACCAGAAGAUUUGGACACCAUGAAGAAGUGUAUGCCCAAAGCUUACAAGGAGCUUGUCGAAAACUGUGAAAUAUUAGAAGCUCAUUACAAAGAUAUGAUGGACAUCGAAUUUACUGUACAAGAAGAAAGGUUAUGGAUGCUGCAAUGUAGAGCCGGAAAGCGUACUGGCAAAGGCGCUGUGAAGAUUGCCGUAGACAUGGUAAAUGAAGGGCUCAUUAAUUCCCACACUGCAGUUAAGAUGGUGGAGCCUCAGCAUCUCGACCAACUUCUUCAUCCGCAGUUUGAGGAUCCAUCUUCCUACAAAGACUCUGUCAUAGCCAAGGGCUUGCCUGCAUCACCUGGUGCAGCAGUCGGACAAGUUGUGUUCGAUGCUGACAAUGCCGAAGCAUGGCAUGCUCAAGGAAAGAGUUGCAUCCUGGUAAGGACUGAAACAAGUCCGGAGGAUGUCGGCGGAAUGCACGCUGCUGUUGGAAUUUUGACUGCUAGAGGCGGCAUGACUUCUCAUGCAGCUGUGGUCGCUCGUGGAUGGGGGAAGUGUUGUGUUUCCGGUUGCUCGGAGAUACGUGUAAACGACUCUGAGAAGGUGGUCGUGAUCGGAGAAAAAGUCAUACAAGAAGGAGACUGGAUCUCACUCAACGGCUCGACAGGCGAAGUGAUCCUUGGCAAACAACCGCUGGUUCCCCCGGCUAUGACCGGAGAAUUGGAGAUCUUCAUGUCUUGGGCCGACAACAUUAGACGAAUCAAGGUUAUGGCGAAUGCUGACACGCCGGAUGAUGCAUUGGCGGCUCGGAAGAAUGGAGCGCAAGGAAUUGGAUUGUGUCGGACAGAGCACAUGUUCUUUGCUUCGGAUGAGAGGAUUAAGGCGGUGAGGAAGAUGAUAAUGGCGGUGACGACCGAGCAGAGGAAGGCAGCUCUAGACUUGUUAUUACCUUAUCAGCGAUCCGAUUUUGAGGGAAUUUUUCGCGCCAUGGAUGGUCUUCCGGUGACAAUCCGGCUCUUAGAUCCUCCGCUGCAUGAAUUCCUUCCGGAAGGUGAAAUUGACGAGAUUGUUGAAGGGCUAACCGCUGAUACAGGCAUGAGCGCAGACGAAGUUCAUUCGAGGAUUGAAAAGCUGUCGGAAGUUAAUCCCAUGCUUGGAUUCCGAGGAUGCCGGCUUGGAAUAUCGUACCCUGAGCUGACGGAAAUGCAGGUUCGCGCAAUAUUCCAGGCGGCGAUCUCUUUGACGAACCAGGGCAUUAAAGUCUUUCCCGAAAUUAUGGUUCCUCUCAUCGGAACACCCGAGGAAUUGAGUCAUCAGGUGAGCUUGGUUCGCGGAGUUGCUAAGAAAGUGUUUUCUGAGUGGGGCACAACACUCACCUACAAAGUCGGGACGAUGAUAGAAAUUCCGAGAGCUGCGCUAGUUGCAGACGAGAUCGCCAAGGAAGCCGAGUUUUUCUCCUUCGGGACAAACGAUCUCACGCAAAUGACAUUCGGAUAUAGCAGAGACGACGUAGGCAAAUUCCUUCCGAUAUACCUGUCUCAAGGCAUUCUUCAAAAUGAUCCAUUCGAGGUACUCGAUCAGAGAGGCGUAGGUCAGCUCAUCAAGAUGGCGACGGAAAGUGGCCGUGCAGCUAGACCAAGCCUCAAGGUGGGUAUCUGCGGAGAGCACGGUGGGGAGCCUUCGUCCGUCGCUUUCUUCGCCAAAGCUGGUCUCGACUACGUCUCAUGUUCCCCUUUCAGGGUGCCUAUUGCAAGACUUGCUGCAGCUCAAGUUGCUGUCUGAGCCCCUUGUGUAUGUCUGUAUAUAACCACCUCAGUAUUCGAAAAAAAAAGGAUCGAAAUUGUCAUCUCGUGUGAAGAAGACGACGACGAUCUUAUGUACUGUUCGUAUAAAAACAACUCCGGCGACACAGCGCUUGUAUAUCGAUUAAUUAUCAUGUGUAUUAAAGAAAUCGAUUGGAGAAAUCUUCGAUACACCGGGUUUGGUUAAACUGAUAACCGAACCCAGCAACUGAUUAUUCGCUUAUAUACACAAGUUAUAUCGUA
Molecule: messenger RNA, 3301 nt
Organism: Andrographis paniculata
Lineage: Eukaryota; Viridiplantae; Streptophyta; Magnoliopsida; Lamiales; Acanthaceae
Product: pyruvate, phosphate dikinase, chloroplastic
Exons: 21
Coding region: 183-3038 (951 amino acids)
Biological process (GO): phosphorylation; pyruvate metabolic process
Molecular function (GO): ATP binding; pyruvate, phosphate dikinase activity; kinase activity
Source: RefSeq, a predicted model, not a curated record